Messenger RNA from Pteronotus mesoamericanus, 2710 nucleotides. RefSeq names its product zinc finger protein 256-like. The transcript is spliced from 4 exons. Gene Ontology annotation, molecular function: DNA-binding transcription repressor activity, RNA polymerase II-specific; RNA polymerase II cis-regulatory region sequence-specific DNA binding. The record is from RefSeq and is a predicted model, not a curated record. NCBI's taxonomy places the organism in Eukaryota, Metazoa, Chordata, Mammalia, Chiroptera, Mormoopidae. Gene Ontology annotation, cellular component: nucleoplasm. Gene Ontology annotation, biological process: regulation of transcription by RNA polymerase II. Bases 326 to 2377 code for a protein of 683 amino acids.
AUGCACUCCAUUGUUUGAAAAAAAAAAUGUAAUUUACAUUAGAGGCAUUAGCAGAACAAAUCAGUGGGGAAUCCAGUCACACUGCUGCCCAGGCAGAGCAGAGACUCCUGGCUGCAUCAGGCAAAGAUGUACUUCCCGUUCAGCCGGUCAGGGUGCUGUGGUCGCGGAAUCGGUUGGAGACGGCGCCAGCGGGCUGCUCCCCGCAGGCGGUGCGAGGCCAAGUAAGCAGCCCAGGAUUCCGGCUUCAGGGCCGGGACAGGCGCCUUUAUACCAGGGACACGCUCCUCAAACCUCCGCUCGCUCCUCGAUCUGCUCAGACAGACCGAUGGCGGCGACCGCGCAGAGAAGCUCCGCAGAGGUGGUUGUGACCUUUGAGGAUGUUGCCGUGUAUUUCUCUAGGAGAGAAUGGCACCUCCUGGUGGAGGCUCAGAGACGCCUGUAUCUCGAUGUGAUGCUGGAGAACUAUGCUCUUCUGUCAUCACUGGGUUGCUGCUGUGGAGCAGAAGAUGUGGAGGCACCCAGUGAACAGAAUAUCAGUGUGAGAAUCUCAAAGGCUAUGAAUCUGAAGUCAGCUCUGCCUUCCCAGAAUAGCCACCCCUGUGAGAGUUGUGGGCGUGUCUUGAGAGACAUUUUCCUCUUAACUAACCAGCAGGGAACCCAACAGGGCCCAACACUGCUGAGGUGCGGGGCAUGUGCAAAACCAUUUCACUUCAGUGCACAGAGUCACCAGCACCAGGAUCAGGACACAAGGCAGAAUAGUUUCAUAAGCAGUGUGGACAGGGUCUCACUUGCAGAGAGCUGCGAUUACCAUCUGACGUGGAAUGCUUAUACCUGUAGUCAGGUUGGAAAAUGCUUUGUUAUCAGCACCGGGCAUCCUGAGCAGCAGGGUGCUAAUGCCAUGCAUAGGGAAAAUGAAAUCUCCAAGUCAGGAAUGACUUUUCAAUGUGCACAGUAUUAUACCUCAAGAGAAUGCAAGAAUGCCAUUGGCUGUGAUGACACACUUGUUGAGGACCAGAGAUUCCUUAUUCGAAGAAAGUGCUUUUUGUGUUGUGAAUGUGGGAAGUCUUUUACCAGAAUUUCUGCCUUCCGUGUUCAUCAGAGAGUUCAUACUGGGGAAAGGCCUUAUGAGUGCACUCUAUGUGGGAAGUCUUUUAAACAAAAAGAUACAUUUACUUCUCAUCAGAGAGUUCAUACUGGAGAAAGGCCUUAUAAGUGUGGUGAAUGUGGGAAAGCUUUCAACAGGAGCUUUGUCCUUCGUAUUCAUCAGAGAGUUCACACUGGAGAAAGACCUCAUAAGUGCACUGAAUGUGGAAAAUCUUACACCACUAGAUCUACCCUCCAUAAACAUCACAGUGUACACACUGGGGUCAGGCCUUUCAAGUGUGGUGAAUGUGGAAAAUCUUUCAACAGGAGCUUUGUCCUCCGUAUUCAUCAGAGAGUUCACACUGGAGAAAGGCCUUAUAAGUGCAAUGUAUGUGGAAAAUCUUUCGUGUCAAGUGCAAUCCUCUAUAUUCAUCAGAGAUUUCACACUGGAGAAAGACCUCAUAAGUGCAGUGAAUGUGGAAAAUCUUACACCUAUAGCUCUGAGCUCCGUGUUCACCAGAGAAGUCACACUGGAGAAAAGCCUUAUACGUGCACUGAAUGUGGGAAGUCUUUUAAGGAAAAAGAUAGCUUUAAUUGUCAUCAGAGGGUUCACACUGGAGAAAGGCCUUAUAAGUGUGAUGAAUGUGGAAAAUCUUAUACCCGUCACUCCAGUCUCCGUUAUCAUCAGAAGCUUCACUCUGGAGAAUGGCCUUAUGAGUGCACUGAAUGUGGGAAAUUAUUUAAGCAAAAAGAUAUCUUUAUUCGUCAUCAGAGAGUUCACACUGCAGAAAGGCCUUUUGAGUGCAAUGAAUGUGGGAAAUCAUUUAAGCAAAAACAUUCUUUGAUUCGUCAUCAGAGAGUUCACACUGGAGAAAGGCCGUAUAAGUGUGGUGAAUGUGGGAAAUCUUACGCGUGUUCCUCUGGUCUCCUUCAUCAUCGGAAAGUUCACACUGGAGAAAGACCUUAUGAGUGCACUGAAUGUGGGAAAUCAUUUAAACAAAAAGAAAACUUUAUUUGUCAUCAGAGACUUCACACUGGAGAGAGGCCUUAUAAGUGUGGUGAAUGUGCGAAAUCUUACACAUGUUCCUCUAGUCUGCUUCAUCAUCAGAAAGUUCACACUGGAGAAAGGCCUCAUGAGUGUGUUGAAUGCGGAAAAUCUUUUACCACUAGGUCUGAGCUUCGUAAACAUCACAGAGUUCACACUGGAGAAAGGCCUUAUGGGUGUACUGAAUGUGGCAAAUAUUUCAGAACUAGCUCUAACCUCCAAAAACAUAAGAGAGUUCACACAGUCUAAGGCCCAAGUGUGGUGAAUGUAGAAAAUCUUAUACUAGUCACUCUGGGCUCCGUCAUCAGUAGAAAGUGCACACUGUAGAAAGGCCUUAUGAGUGCAGUGAACAUGGGAAAUCUUGUACCUGUAGCUCUUCCUUCUAUUUUCAUCAAAGUGUUCACACUGGAUAAAAUACUUCUGAGUGCACUAAAUGGGGAAAUCCUUUGUGUAUAUCAGUUACCUCCAUUAUCGUGAUAGUUCACAGCAAAGGAACGCGUAUGAGUGUGGUGAAUGUGGGAAAUCUCUUACCUGUUGCCUUAACUAUCAUGUUACAGAGGCUACACACAGGAACAAAGUUCU